AAAGCAACCUGCCGCUUAUCCAAGUCGCCACAAGUAGAUCAAUUAUAGAGUAUUUAUUCAACUAUGAGCCUCCAAAUUUUCCGAUUUACCCUUUCGGAAGGUCAAACUAUUUUUAAAUCUCAAUUCCCAGCGCUCCGACUUGAUGUUGAGAGACAGGGCGCUGUCAACCAAUACUUUGGCUAUUCGGUGGCGGUCACAACCGCAGCUCUGCCUAAGAGACGCCACGAGAUAACUUGGGUUAUUGGUACGUACAAUGUAUAUAUUCGCUUAUUAAUUUCUAAUAGUAUACCAGAAUGGAAGAGUGGUGUACUUCUUCAAACAUACCCUCCUCUUGUUGAACAGUUUCUGAAGUUGGCUAACGAUGCGACUGGCCUUAUCCUGAGCAUCAACGACGCACAGCGCGAUGGAUAUCUUGCUGCUCUUCAGUCGCCCAUUUGCGAACUAGUAAGUAAAAUGAUUCGCUAUAAUAACUAUAUGCUACCACUGGAACAGACACCCAUGCGCCUGCUCCCGGAGACACCGAUGGACAAUGAGUUGUUUCGUGUCUCUGUUCACAAGACCUUCACAGAUUGCUAUGGAUGGCCUGGGUUUGUAUCGGGAGACUGGGGAUACAUAAAGGAUACGAAUGAUGUCCUUGGCGCACCACUUGAGGCCAACAACAGCUCGGAAAUUCCUGAAGAUCAACGACGUCUCGCUUUCUAUCUUCUCGGCUGGGAGAGUGCCGAGAUUCAUGAAGACUUUUCAAAGAGUCCCCUCUUCUUUGAAGAGAUUGUCAAGUUGGCGCCGUGGAUUGAUAAAUCGUCUGGAGCGUGGUAUGUCAGAUUUAUGCAACAUGGAGUCUAGAUGAAUAUACUACAUAACCAAACGUCGCUACUUUGACCUUUUAAAAAGCUUAAUAAUACAAAUGAUAAUAGGGAUAACCUUUGUUGCACACAACAUAAGAAGGUGCAAGAAAUAUAUGCCCCAACUUGUCGCAGGAU
Messenger RNA from [Torrubiella] hemipterigena, 980 nucleotides. Lineage: Eukaryota; Fungi; Ascomycota; Sordariomycetes; Hypocreales; Clavicipitaceae. The record is from the annotation of a GenBank genome assembly.